CUAAAUAAAGACAUCUGUUAGCUCUCUCCAUGUUGUCUCUCCUCGGCAGACCCCUGAACAGUCUAAAAGGGUCACUUGGGUCUUUCUGCAAAGCUACAGUUGCAAUGGUAGACUCUCUGGCUAAGAUACCGGAUGUGGAGAUUGAUCCAGAGGGAACCUUUAAGUACAUUCUGGUCAGAGUGAAAGUAAAAGAUGGCGAUGUGCAAAAAGACAUAGUCCGAGGCACAAAAAGUGCAGAGUAUCACAAUCACAUAUUUGAGAAGGUCAACCCAGCCAUGGAGGCCUUGGGGAUGGAGUGUAAAUGUCUUGGAGGAGGGAAGAUAGAGCACAACAAGCAAGAGAAAAAACUUAGAGUUUUUGGUGAAUCUACUGGAUUUGGUAAAGCAGACCAUUCUGUGUCAGCGGAGAAGCUGAAAAGUGCCUUCAGCGACUAUGAGAUCACCUGGUCUGAUGACAAAAAAUAGAUACUACAUCAACAUUUUUGGUUUAAAUGUCUGCCUUUAUUUAUUUCAGUUACUAAACAGAAACCAUAUGGCAAUGCUUUUACCCACAUGUACAACCAUGAUGUGAUUCAAAUACACCAUUCUGCAUUUCA
Cheilinus undulatus (humphead wrasse) is the source of this 595-nucleotide messenger RNA. RefSeq lists its product as uncharacterized. The record is from RefSeq and is a predicted model, not a curated record. Gene Ontology annotation, biological process: peptidyl-histidine dephosphorylation. Gene Ontology annotation, cellular component: cytosol. The transcript has 3 exons. Gene Ontology annotation, molecular function: protein histidine phosphatase activity. NCBI's taxonomy places the organism in Eukaryota, Metazoa, Chordata, Actinopteri, Labriformes, Labridae. The coding region runs from base 30 to 464 and encodes 144 amino acids.